Morone saxatilis (striped sea-bass) is the source of this 2540-nucleotide messenger RNA. RefSeq names its product lanosterol synthase (2,3-oxidosqualene-lanosterol cyclase) (gene lss). Gene Ontology annotation, biological process: triterpenoid biosynthetic process; cholesterol biosynthetic process. Gene Ontology annotation, cellular component: lipid droplet. The record is from RefSeq and is a predicted model, not a curated record. Gene Ontology annotation, molecular function: lanosterol synthase activity. Lineage: Eukaryota; Metazoa; Chordata; Actinopteri; Moronidae.
GUCUUUAGAGUAGCUGAAAAGGAAAAUACAUUGAAGUGGUUUAGCGGAGGAUUCAACUUUGUAUCUGCCAUUAAAAGAUAUGACUGAGGGAACGCAGCUGCGGAGGCGAGGGGGUCCGUACAAGACCGAGCCAGCCACAGACCUGAGCCGCUGGAGGCUGACUAAUGUCGAGGGCAGGCAGACCUGGCGCUAUGUGGAAGAUCAGGACACCCCAGACAGAGAGCAGACAAUGAUGGAAGCCCAUUCUCUAGGCUUGGACACGAGUAAGUUUGUGUCUGGCUCCCCAGCUGCCCACACAGCUGUAGAUGCAGCUCUGAAAGGUAUGAACUUCUACAGCCACCUCCAGGCCGAGGACGGUCACUGGGCAGGUGACUAUGGAGGGCCUCUCUUUCUGCUCCCAGGUCUCCUGAUCACAUGCCAUGUGGCUAAGAUCCCUCUGGCUGAGGCCUGGAAGAAAGAGAUGGUGAGAUACCUGCGCUCCGUUCAGAUGUCAGACGGAGGCUGGGGUCUACAUAUUGAAGACAAGUCCACUGUCUUCGGCACAGCGCUGAGUUACACCUCAUUAAGGAUCCUGGGAGUAGAGCCUGAUGAUCCAGAUAUGGUUCGAGCCAGAAACAACCUGCACAGCAAAGGCGGCGCUGUGGGGAUUCCCUCGUGGGGUAAAUUCUGGUUGGCCAUUUUAAAUGUUUACAGUUGGGAGGGAAUGAACACCCUGCUACCAGAGAUGUGGAGCUUUAUGUCCAGGACUAUGCCACCAUUAACUGGCCUGCUCAGAGGAAUAAUGUGGCAGCAUGUGACAUGUACACACCUCACAGCACCCUGCUCACCGUCGCCUACAUGGUGUUAAAUGUGUACGAGGCCUACCACAGCACCACAAUGAGAGGAAAGGCUGUCAAAGAACUAUAUGAACACAUCCAGGCUGACGACAGCUUCACUAAAUGUAUCAGCCAUAUCUCCAAGACUAUCAACAUGCUGGUUCGCUGGUAUGUGGAUGGUCCUUCCUCUCCGGCCUUUCAAGAGCACGUGUCCAGGAUCCCAGACUACCUCUGGUUGGGAUUAGAUGGCAUGAAAAUGCAGGGAACCAAUGGAUCUCAACUCUGGGAUACUUGCUUUGCUGUACAGGCAUUCCUUGAGGCAAGAGCCCAGGAUAACCCCAGACUAGCGGAGUGCCUUCGAGAUGCUCAUCAGUUCCUCGCCAUCACACAGAUACCUGAGAAUCCUCCUGAGUAUCAGAAGUACUACAGACAGAUGAACAAGGGAGGCUUCCCCUUCAGUACCCGUGACUGUGGUUGGAUCGUGGCUGACUGCACAGCUGAGGGCCUGAAGUCAGUGAUGCUGCUGCAGGAGCUCUGUCCCUCCAUCAGCCAGCCGGUCACCUCAGAGCGUCUUUAUGAUGCUGUCAAUGUGUUGCUGAGCAUGAGGAACCCUGAUGGUGGAUUUGCCACAUAUGAAACAAAGAGAGGAGGGAAACUCCUGGAGCUACUCAACCCCUCCGAGGUGUUUGGUGACAUCAUUAGAGAUUACACCUAUGUGUGGACCUCAGCAGUAAUGCAGGCUCUGAGGCACUUCAAGGUUCAACACUGUGCUGAGGAGAUAAGCUCCACUCUAAGAGAAGGACUGGAGUACUGCAGGAGGUUGCAGAGGCCUGAUGGAUCCUGGGAAGGGUCCUGGGGAGUGUGCUUUACAUAUGGAAUAUGGUUUGGCCUUGAAGCCUUUGCUUGUAUGGGUCACAUCUACAAGGACGAGGAUGUGUGCGUGGAGGUUCAGAAAGCUUGUGAGUUCCUGCUGGACCGGCAGAUGUCAGAUGGAGGCUGGGGGGAGGACUUUGAGUCAUGCGAGCAGCGGCGCUACGUCCAGAGCAGCGCCGCUCAGAUCCACAACACCUGCUGGGCUUUGUUAGGCCUCAUGGCUGUCAGGCAUCCUGAUGGACGGGCCAUUGAGAGAGGAGUACAGCUGCUGAUUGACAAACAGCUGCCCAAUGGCGACUGGCCACAGGAGAAUAUAGCAGGUGUGUUCAACAAGAGCUGCGCUAUCAGCUACACCUCCUACAGAAAUGUCUUCCCAGUCUGGACCCUCGGCCGCUUCUCAACCCUUUACCCCAGCAGUCCGUUGGCUGGGAAGGUCAAGCUAUGAAGACAUUUAAAAGGACUUCCAGGAUGAAGAAACAAAAUGUGUGCAACAAAUACAACGACACAGUUCAGACAAUCAAUGGAGAGAAUAUAUUUUUUGACACUGCCAGAAAUAUCAGCCUUUAAAUUAUGCAUCAUUUGUACAUAGCCUUUUUAAUGUCUGACGGAGGCUGUGUUAUAUAUAUAUAUAUAUAUAUAUAUAUAAAACACUGCAGCUGUUGUUUCCAUCAGAUAAAGAAACACAUUUCAUUCUCUUCAUUCCAGGUUUAUCCAUCAGAGCUACUCCUUAAAAACCUGUUAUGAUAAUCUGUUGCUAUCUUGGACGCCCAGUUAACAUGCACUGGUUGCUGUAUGAAAGCAUGUAUGCCCAUGUUGCCUUAUAUGUUUUAAUUUACUUACAAUUUACAUGUA